GCCGCCGCCGCCGCCGCCACCAUGGAUCACGCCGUGUGGUUGCUGCACGAUCAGUAUCGCCGGCGAAUCCCCACCUCGCAGGCGGUCGACGCGCUGUCGCCCGGGCCCGGGGCACCGGCCCCCGGGCCGGCCCCCAGCAAUCCACCGGCGGCCCGGCCGGCCACGCCCGCAGCCGGCAAGCCCCCCUCCACCGGGUCAUCCUUCCUGGCGGACUUCUUUGACCUGAGCCCGUCGUCGCCGGAGUCGGCCGGCGCCCUGGACGGCGGGGCCGCCCUCGUGCCGACGCCCAGCGAUGGGUCCCUCCUGGAUGCCAUCUCCCCGGGUGGCUUGCUGUCCUCCUUCUUUGGCGGGCUCUUCGGCGCGGGCGGCGGCGGCAGCAGCAGCAGCAGCGCCUCCACGGCCUCCAGCAGCACCGGGGACCUGGGGGACUUGGCCGGGGCGGCCCCUGCGCGAACGCUCUGCCCCACCUCCAGCCAGAUCGACGCGCAGAUCUUGGUGGCGGCGGCCGUCGGCCGGAGUCUGCGCCACGCGGUCUUCCUGGAUUUGGCCCCGGGGCACCUUCCCCAGCUGUCGCUGGGGCCCUUCCGCCAUGAUAUGCUGGCCUCCGUUGCAUCCUGCUCGCGGCACCCGUGCACCCAUGGCGGCUUCAUAUGCUGCCCGGGCCUGUCGACCCUGUGCCUUGGGCGCUGCCCGCCGGUCCCGACGGACCUUCUGGGGGACUGUGUCGACCCGACAGAUGUAUGUCCCUGCUGCCGGCUUGAGCACUGUGCCACCUGCUGCCGGGAAAGCUUCGGCCAUCCGCCGGCCCAGGCGGCGAUCCCAGCCAGUGCCAGCCCCGCCAGUGGUGCCGGGACUGGCAUCGAUGAGGCUGGUUCCCCGGCCGCCAUGCCGGCGACCGCCGAGCGGCCGGCCUCCACCUCGUGCGCCACCGACACCGACGACAUCACCGGGCCCUAUCAGCAUCUGGGGGAUGCCUACUUCGACCAGCUGUCCUCCGACGAGGAGGUGGACAGUGUUCCGAUCGGGUGCCGGGGCGAGCGCCUGGCCCCGACCGGCAGCCCGGCCUCGCCGUCCCUGCUCGGGUCACUGGCUGCCCCCUCGUCCACGCAUAGCUUGGCUUCCGGGCUGUUCACCAGCAGCUCCUCCUCCAUCAGUCACAUCUCGGUCGGCAUCGACAGCAUCAUCGGUAUGCUCGGUGCCUGUUCGGCCGGUGGUCGGUUUUUCUUCUGCCCUCUUCCCUUCGCUUGCCUCCUGACCCUCCCGGCCGCGGAGAAUCGCUCCGGCGCGGUGACCAUCGCUCGGCGGACAUCCACCCCCUUCGACACCUUGCGACGGGGCGACAUCCUCUCCACAUACAAGCGCCAGCGCUUUGUGCUCGAGGUCUUUCCCGAGCCCACGGCCGCUCGCGUGGCCGCCCAGCUCCUUUACCAGUCGUACCUCUGCCCGGGCUGCUCCCGGCGGAUUAACUCGCCGCACUACUGCUACUACACGGGCUUUGUCCUUUGCUCCAUGUGCAUUUCGCAAAAGCCCCAUCCCCUGCCGUCGCAGAUCGUCCAUGAGUGGAAUUUCUCCCCCAAGCCCAUCGGCUUGGUGCACCUGUCCUUCAUGGAAAACAUUUACUUGCAACCGCUGUUCGACUUGCGCUUCCACAACCCCCGGCUCUUUGUGCACGUUGAUGCCCUGCGCCGCAUGAAGGAGCUGCAAGGCGUGCUGGCCCACUUAAAGAAGUACCUCCAAGGGUGCUCGCGCAGCCUCGGUCUCCUGGAACGGGUGUACUUUGACGCGCCACAUCUCUACGAGAAUCCCGGGAUAUAUACCUUCAGUGAUCUGCUGAGCUUGCACAAGUCGCCUGUCCUGUCGGAAAGCUUCAUGCGCCCGGCCCGGCGAUACAUCCAGUCCCUGUCGCCCUCCUGUGUGAUUAGCAUCUCGCCGCCGAUGCCCUCGGUCACGGAUGUCCCGUCGGCGGCGCCGGGCCCGGGCCCGGCGGUGAAUCCCUCGGAUCCGGCGGUGCCGGGCACCACCGAGGCGGUCCCCUUCGUGCUCCCGGCCUCCGGCGACCUUGCCCCCCGCUCGGAUUCCACCCCGCCGACCGCCGAGCCAGGCGCAUCGCGCAGCCGGUCCACCACCAUCUCAGCGUCCGGGGCGAGCGGCCCGCCUCCGGUGCCGAGCUCCUGGCGGCCGCGGACCAGCUCCCGGCCGCCGGAGCGCCGGGCCGCGGCCGGGCCCUCGCCGGCCGACAACGACCCCUCCCGACGCGCGUCCACGACAUCGUCCCAUGGCGAAGCGGCCCUCUCGGCGGCCGAGCUCCCGAUCCACCGCCGGUCCAAGGAAUACUCGCUGCUGGAGCGCACCUUCCUGCGUAAUGAGUAUCUCAUCUUGCACAUCAAGCACUGCGAGCGGUGCCAGAUGUGCGCCUUUGUGUGUUCGCUCUGCUACCAGUCGGAGUUCCACUUCUCCGAGAACACGGUCCGCUGCAAGUGCGGCAUGUGGCGGCACCGGCGGUGUCCGCCGGCCGGGGGCGCCUCCUCGGCCGCCUCCCCGGCCGCUGCCGCCGCCGCCACCACAUCUGGUGCCCCGCACCACCCUUCACACAUGCCCACCCCGGCGGCGCAGGGUGGCCACGCCAGCGGGACUGGCGCGGCCGUGGCCUCCGCCUCUGCCCCUGGCACCGGUGGCGGCGGCGUCUCGGCCGUUUCCCCCGGCCUCGAUGCCGGGGCCACCUCGGGGCAGCCUCGACCCCGGCGGUCGAGCGGCAUCGGGCAAGCUCUCUUCGGGGCGGUGGCCACGUCGGCCGGCGCGGCGGCCGCCGGUCCGGGGCCCGCCCCGGCGACCAGCCCCCCCGGCAGUGGGAGCUGCUACUAUUGUACCUACCAGCUCAAUCGCUCGCACGUGUACUUCCUCUGA
Fonticula alba is the source of this 2904-nucleotide messenger RNA. RefSeq lists its product as hypothetical. Bases 22 to 2904 code for a protein of 960 amino acids. The record is from RefSeq and is a predicted model, not a curated record. The transcript is spliced from 10 exons. Lineage: Eukaryota; Rotosphaerida; Fonticulaceae.